GCGCCGGAACUCAGCCGAGCGUUUAUGAGCUGGUGGGCACGCGUUUGCGGUAGGUGAAGAGGGUCAAGGUGCCCAGCGUUUUAGAUCCUCGGCCCCAGGCCCAUCCCAGGAUACCACGGAGGAACCUCGGGGUCUGACUUCUCCCCUCCAGCCAGUUUGUGAGCCCAGAAUGUCUGAGCCCCGGGUCUGAACGCCAGGAUUCCCUGCGCUGUACUGGACUUCUAAGGAGGAGGGGGAAAGGACCCGGGCCCGGGUGCGAGGAAAGUUUUGGUUUGGCUCAGAUUCCAAAUGAAAAUGUUUGAGAGCAUUGACUCUACAGCCACAAGAUCUGGCCCUGAUCUUUGGGCUGAAAUCUGUUCCUGUCUACCAAAUCCUGACCAAGAAGAUGGUGCCAGCAAUGCUUUCUCAGACUCCUUUAUGGAUUCUUACCCUGCGGGCACAGGCCAAAGGGACGCCCCAGAGUCUGCUGUUCAGCCGGCUACAAAGCCUUGGGCUCCCUUGCAGGAUUCAGAAGUGUAUUUAGCAACUCUAGAGAAGAAGCUGAAAAGAAUCAAAGGUUUAAAUCAGGAAGUGACUUCCAAGGACAUGCUUCGAACCUUGGCCCAAGCCAAGAAGGAAUGCUGGGAUCGGUUCCUGCAGGAGAAGUUAGCAUCAGAAUUCUUUGUGGAUGGACUUGAUUCUGAUGAGAGCACCUUGGAACAUUUCAAGAGGUGGCUCCAGCCAGAUAAAGUAGCCAUCAGUACAGAGGAGGUCCAGUAUCUGAUUCCUCCGGAGUCCCAGGUUGAGAAGCCAGCGGCUGGGGACAAGCCAGCAGCAGCGGAACAAUAAAUUACACACACACACACUGAGCAGCUGUCUUGGGUCCAGAGGGAACAGCAGAGAGCUCCGUGGAGCAGCAAGGAGAAAUCUAGGGAGGGGGGAAGCCCACCCUCCCACUCAACAAAGCAAACAGCUGUGGGCCCCCAAGGACUUGGGGCUGGCGUGUGUGACUGUCGGAUAAAGUGACCGCCCCAGUGCAUGCUGGAUCAACAUACUGCUUUCCUCUGGGUCUCACAGCUUGCCUGAGCUCUGUCGAUGCAGGUGAGAAGUCCGCUAAGACUUUAGCGAAGCAGCAAGUAUGAAAGUAUUUGGAGAAACCAAUACCCUUGGGUUUAAUAUAUAAGCUAAGUAAGCCAUAUUUUUUCUUCCCUCUUCUGGAUGUUCCUGCCUGCAUUCUGAGCAUUCCCUUGGUUAACUGUCAGGGGUGAGUGGGGCCAAGGAGAAUCAAGUCUGCCUCCUUGGGAACCACAGCCCACAUGGGGCUUCUCGAAGUUUGUAAUAAAUACAGGGACUUGAGGAAAAGAGGCUGCGCUUUUCACUUUU
Molecule: messenger RNA, 1362 nt
Organism: Mustela erminea (ermine)
Lineage: Eukaryota; Metazoa; Chordata; Mammalia; Carnivora; Mustelidae
Gene: CCDC32
Product: coiled-coil domain containing 32
Exons: 4
Coding region: 289-828 (179 amino acids)
Biological process (GO): cilium organization
Source: RefSeq, a predicted model, not a curated record